AUGUGUUACAAAGACAACACAUGGUUGGAAGCACUUCCGCUAAUUCUAGGCAUUCGAAACGCUUACAAACCUGAUAUCAAGACAUCAGCAGCUGAAAUGGUGUAUGGUGAACCACUCCGCCUUCCUGGAGAAAAUUUUGAAUUACAUAAAAAUUCUCAAAAUUUAAGACAUCCGACUGAUCUACUCUCGAGACUUCGACAACACGUAGCGCAUCUUCAACCAAGUAAAUAUAGUAAUCACACAAACAACAAACCAUUUAUUUUUCAGGACCUACAAACAUGCACGCAUAUUUUCCUCCGCGACGAUACUAUCAGGAAGUCACUCCAACAACCAUAUCAAGGUUCAUACGAAGUUCUUAAGAAAGAUGAUAAAACAGUAAACAUACGAACACAGAAAGGCAAUACACGGGUGUCCAUCGAUCGCAUCAAAUCAGCCUACAUCAUAGCAGAUCCAGUAGACCAAACAAUCAUCACCAACUACUUCACACGAUCAGGCCGAAAAGUUCAUUUUCGCCUAUCAUGA
This is a messenger RNA of Ctenocephalides felis (cat flea), 522 nucleotides long. RefSeq lists its product as uncharacterized. The transcript has a single exon. Bases 1 to 522 code for a protein of 173 amino acids. The record is from RefSeq and is a predicted model, not a curated record. NCBI's taxonomy places the organism in Eukaryota, Metazoa, Arthropoda, Insecta, Siphonaptera, Pulicidae.